UGUGAAAUAGCUAAAUAAUCUUGAUUUCAUGUGCUUCUUAUAAGACACCACUCGGUCAACUGUCAAACAAUCGGAACAUAUGUCAAUGUAGAAAAGAACGUUCAUUGGUUCAGCUUAGAACACAAGUUGAAUAAUUGCAGUGACGGCUUUUGAUGAUAAUUUUUUUUUUGCCAAGAUUUCCAACACCUCCAAUCCAAAUUGAUCCAGUGCUAAUUAUGAAUGAAAGUGAACAAAUACCAUUGAAUUGUACAGCUUGGCAGUACCUUUAAAUCACUUUUAUGUUAGAAAAUAGUUGAACAUUUCACAAUGUCAAUGGGUUCGUUUCAUGCAAUACAAUCAAUGGAACUGCGGCGCAAGCUUCAAUGCUUGUGUUGUUAGUCAUUUACUAUCAAAACAACACAAAAUUGACAUUCUCUCUCUAAACAUUUUUUUCCAUUGCUCACAAUCAUCGAAUGGAGAAAAAUGCAAUUUUAAGAGAAACAUCUGUGCAGGAAAGGAUUUUUUUUUUCAUCGUCGUAACACAACAUCGGUGACGAGUUAGUUGUUUUUUGUUUGUUUAUUUGCAUUUGGCAUUGUAAAUGUCAAUCAAAAAACAAAAUCGCGUCGAUUGGUUCUGACUAAAUAAACUAGAGGAUAGUGGUAUAAUAUUCUGUGUGCGUUUCUUUUUUCUUACGUGCUUUGCUCGCUAGUUUGCAAUGUAUUUAUUUAUAAUGCUGUGUUGACAGUGACAUAAUAAAGAGAAUCGGUUACGAUUGUAAAUGAGAAAAGAAAAUGUAAAAAAAAACUCUGUUAAAAAGUUUGAAUAAUUCUAUCCCUCAAAAACAAACAAAAUAUACUUGAUUUGCCAAUCGAUUCGAGGAAGUCGAAGUGAAGUGUUUGUGUUGCAAAAUUUGAAUUGAAAGCACUGCAUUCGAAUACGGUCGAUAUCAUGGAAGGAAUGUUUUCUCGGUUAAAAACAAAAGUGUUGAACGCUGUCAAUUUGGAUAUACCAAGUAUACCAGCACAUGUGAAUCAAAGUAGCGGCACAGUCACAUCCGCUGAAUCCUCGUCAUCAACCACAUCAUCAUCGUUGUUAUCGUCGUCGUCAUCAUCGUCCGUUUCCGCGAAUCGUCAUGUUGACAAUCGAACAUUGCCGAAUAAAUUCACGUACAAUCGUCCAACAUUCCUACAGUUAAUGACACAGGAUGAGUUACGUGCGUCCGCUGAUCACAAUGUACGACCAAUUAUCGUGCCUCGGGAUAUAUCGAUAAUGCCGUGGAAUACGGGCUAUGCGGAAUGCGUAAACUCAGGUAAAUCGGAAUGGAACGAGGAUCAGGCGGCAUUUUAUCGACAAAUUUUAACACAUCCUACAAACAAAGAUGAACCUGGUCUACCUUACACCUAUUUUGGUAUAUUCGAUGGUCAUGCUGGAUUUGGAGCCGCUUUAGCAGCCUCACAUCAAUUCCAUUAUAUUUUGCAUGAGAAGCUAGUGGAUGUAAUCGAUCUCUUGGUCACUUCGGAUAGGCAACCGUCGGGACAGCGUUCAAAAUCAAUCGAUAAUAUUCCAUAUCCGAUGGCAUUUUAUCGGAACGUUUCAAAGGAUGAGCUUAUCAUCGGUGCUUUGGAGAGUGCAUUUCUAGAAAUGGAUGCUUUGCUGGCCGGAGAUCGAAAGAAAUAUCGAAAUGCUGGCGGUUGCACCGCUUUAGUUACACUAUUUAUUAACGGUAAAUUGUUUGUUGCGAAUGCAGGAGAUUCAAGAUCUAUUCUAUGCCAACGCUUGUUGGCCACUGAAUCGUUGGUGACCGAUGGCUCAUUGAAUGGAAGUAUAGAUCAUGGCACAAGUGAGCAAAGCGAUUCAAGUGCAAUUAAAAAUGGUAAUGAGAAUGGUGGUGUUGAUCAAGAUAAGAAAUCAUGGCACGUAUUCCCAACACCAUUCUCAUACGAUCAUACACCGGAAACCGAACGGCCACGUCUCAUGAAUACAGCUCAAUUGAAUCCAUAUUUAAUGGCCGGUGAAUAUGUAGCGACUGAGUACGCCAAACGGCCCAUGCAACGUGAUUUAGGCAAGCGUGUACUGUAUCGACAUGGUUCAAUGGUUGGAUGGGCGUAUAAGACUCUCACAUUUGACGAUUUAAAGAUACCAAUUGUGACGGGUGAAGGCAAACGAUCCAGAUUGAUGGGAACAAUAGGUGUAACACGUGGCUUUGGCGAUCAUGAUCUCCGUGCCCUAUGCACUGGCCUAUCGAUAAAACCAUUUUUAUCGCCGCAUCCGGAAGUGAUUUCACGCGAUCUAACAAAAGUUCACACCUGUCCCGAGGACACAAACGAAGACGGUGAAUAUGGUAUUUUAGUGAUGGCGACCGAUGGUUUGUGGGACGUUUUAGAUACGGAUACAGUCAGUAAAAUGGUAUUCAAUACGCUCAACAAAUAUCCAGUGGAGAAGCAUCGUUAUACCAUGGUUGCACAAGAAUUGGUCGCAAAAUCACGUGGACGUGCCAACGAAGCGGGUCAUUGGCGUUUAGCGGAGAGCAAAGCGGCCGCCACAGUUGACGAUAUCAGUGUUAUAGUGAUUCCAGUUUAUCAAUAUUAUAAAGAGUAUGUUGAGUGGAAAACUGGAUAUUUGCAUCGCAAACAAAACCUCAAUUCGGACGAUAAAUUGCCCGAAGAACACAAAAUUCAAACAGAAAACAGCGCUGGUCUUGCCACACCAUUUGAUGCACUCUCCGUCAAAACUGACAGUAUUUGUGAAGCUGAAGAAGCUAAAGUUGAAAGCGAACCCAGUGCAAAUCAACAAAAUAAAACACAUCAACCCGACGAAAGUAAUGCGGAGCUGCAUGUGAACGGAAAACAGGGAGUCGACAAUGAUAACAAACCAAUGUGAAAUUCCCCAAGGAAAAUAUAAUGUACGAAGUUCUAUGCUGUCUCUACCAUAUGGAUGAUUCAUAAACAGACUUUGUAUGUACCAAUUUUAACCGAACUAGCUGCUUGACUUCUCUUGAUGUUCCGUUGACUAAUAGAACGCAUUAAUAAACCAUUUUUUUAGGUACAAUAUUGGAUAACUAAAAGCGAUAAGCUGUAUUAUGUGUCAUAUGGCUAUCUAAUCGUAUUUACGUUUGUGCAUUUUAUUUCUAGUUUAACGAACGAAACCAUUUUGCGGGGCUUCGAUCUCCAUGAAUUUCACAUAUUUACUAUAGCAUACGAUGGGUCUGUUUCAUUAAUUAUUCACAUGGAUAGCAAGCAGUAUAAUGUUCGAAAACUGAAUACUACGAUCAAUUCCGCGUCAUCUCUAAUAACAAGUAACGCAUGGCACGAGAUUUACCUACAAUUCUGGGUUCAAAAUCAUUCAAAAUUGUAUUACUAAUUUCUAAGUUAUUAUUUAAUGUGCAAUUUCAUAUUUUGGCACCAUCCCAAAAAAAAACAAUAGCAACAACAACACAACAAACACAAACUCAAUAGCAAAGAAGAGAGAAAAUUUUAAAACUAUUCACCUUUUAGAUUGAUAUAGAAAAAUUCAUUUUAGUUAUUCAAAUCGACGAUAUUUAAUCGUCUUUUCCUGCCGAUAAGCAUAUGUAUUUAACUCUGUUAAAUGUCAAGUGGUUUAUAAUUUCAAUUUGAAAUUUUCAAAUAAACUAAAUCAGCAUGAUCAUUUCAA
Molecule: messenger RNA, 3631 nt
Organism: Sitodiplosis mosellana (orange wheat blossom midge)
Lineage: Eukaryota; Metazoa; Arthropoda; Insecta; Diptera; Cecidomyiidae
Product: protein phosphatase 1H
Exons: 2
Coding region: 929-2860 (643 amino acids)
Biological process (GO): protein dephosphorylation
Molecular function (GO): cation binding; protein serine/threonine phosphatase activity
Source: RefSeq, a predicted model, not a curated record